AACAUCAUUUGGAGGCUUUGCUUUCAACUUCAGCUGGUCAAGAGCAAAGCAGAGAACUAUGUACUUUCCUUUGUGGAAGUAGAUAUCAGAUAAUAGAAAUUACUAUCAAGACUGGCUUCAAGUCCCAAAAGAAAAGAAAAGAAUUUUGAAGAAGAAAACAGAGUUACCAGGAGAAGGAACAGGAGUUUCAGGAGGAAGUCCUCAUCAAACAGCUAAUGCAGUGCUUACCUGAAAUCAGCCCAACAGAGCUGUCAAGCUGGUGUCCAGAUGAGGGCCUUCUGACAAAGCCGGUACAAGAGCAGGAUCACCAGGAUGACUUCGAGGUUUUGGAGCAUCAACACCCUCCCCAAAAGGAGAGAAUCCCUCAGGAGAUACAGAAAGAAGUCACUCAAGAAGAAUCCUAUAAUCUUGGCUGUGGUGAAAUAGGACUAGUUCAGACAGAGCUGAACCACAAAGGGAGCAUUGGUCCAGAAAAUCCUCAUGACUCACAGGGGUCAAAUGGAACAGACUUACAAGUCUAUAAUAAAGAAGACCCGAGAACUAAGCAGCAAGAACAAGAAAAAAGUCAAUCAAAGGGGAUCCUUGGGUUGCUGGGUGAAGAAGUCUUGAAAGUGACAAGAUUGUGGCAAGAAUGGGAAGUGAACGAGGUGAUUAAAGUCAUGCAAGAACAACACCGUUCCCAAGUAGAAGAGAUGCAGAAGGUAAUAAGCCAGCAGUGGACAGAAGAGAAAGACCUCAUCCAGCAUGGUUCUCCAAAGGAGCUAGGAAGCUUGGGGCUACCACAGAGGAAACAGUACCAUGAACAUUUAUCAGGGAAUUGGGAUUUGUGUCAGAAGAAGGAAGGAGUUUUAUCCCUGCUGCCCCAACAAGAUGGAAAGUUAUCUAAAGUGUUACUCACAGAAGAUCACUUAGAUAGUGAAAUUCGAAAAACUGUUCAGCAACAGAGUUCAGACAAAAAAGGGCCAGUACCAGAAGAUGAAACUUCAGAAUUAUCCCAAAAAGAAGACCAAAAUGAUGAUGAGCCCAAAGUAUUGCAUCUGGAACAACAAAAGGAAAACAUUAUCAGUUUAAAAGGGAUACCCCAAGUUCUGCAAGUGGUAAAACAGCAGCAUCAGUGUCAAAAGGAGGCCAUUUUGAAAGUAAUGUAUCAGCAGCAGACCCAUCAGGAAGAGGCCAUUAGAAAGGCCAUUGGUCAGCAAUGUCAGGUAGAGAUGGUUCUCAAGGUCAUGCAUCAAGGAUGGCAGUGCCAAAUAGAAGCUGUUCUGAAGACCGUGAAGGUGCAGCAGCAAUCUCAAGAAAAGGCAAUUUUGAAAGUGAUAAGGCAGCUGGGGUACCAAGGGCAAGAGGACCCCUGGGUGAUGGAGCCAGAUCAGGAUGACCAUGAGAAAGAGGAGAUGAAACACAGUUCAAAGUCCCCAAACACUGAAGAACCACAGGACCAAAGAGAAGGGGAUCUCAGGGACCCACUGAAUCGACAUGAUGGGGAUCCAAAGGGGAGAGAGCAAGGUCAAGAUGUGGACAGGGAGUCAGUGACCCUUAAAGCCAGAGCAAGUCAGCGGCGAAGAGCAAAGCAUGCCCAAAACAGUGGUUCAAAGAAAACAGAUCAGCAAAUCCAAGACACUUGUGAAGAGGAGAAUGAUAACAAAGUAGCAGAACAGAACCAAGAGGAAGAAAAGAAAUCAAAGAAACAGAAAAGAGACAUUCCUAAUUAUUUUGUAGCAAUUCCAAUAACUAACGAUCAGAUUCUGGAUAAAAUUGAAGAUGUGCAGGAGUUCAUUUACAGUAAGGAACCUGAACUGCUGAAAGCCCUGAUUUCUGUCCAGACUAUGCAUGUCACCAUCAUCAUAGCUCAUCUCAGAACAGAGCAAGAUGUGCAAAAAGCCAUUUCAGCUCUGGAGCAGAGCAAAGUUCGUGUGGUAGAGCUUUUGGAUGGCAAACGUCUUAAUAUGACAUUUCAUGGGAUUGGCCAGUUUAACAAUCAAAUAAUAUAUGUGAAAAUGUCUGGAGAGCAGGAGCAACAACUGCUGAGCAGAAUUGCAGAGGCUGUGGAGAAAUCUUUUCAGGAAAUGAACAUAGACAUCACAGGUAGCAAAGACUUCAGACCACAUCUGACUUUCCUGAAACUAUCCAAAGCACCUGCAGUGAAGAGAAAGGGCUUUAGAAAGAUCUAUUCUGAAUUAUAUAAAGAAUAUGAAGACUGCCCCUUUGGGAUUGAAGUCUUUAGUCAAAUCGAUCUUUGCUCCAUGCAUAAAAAGAAGCAAGAAUCUGGAUAUUAUCACUGUGAAUGUACAAUUUCUGUUGCUUCUGGGAACACAAAUGAGGCCCAGAAACCAGCCAUAGAGAUAGAGUAUUUGGAAGAAUUGUGUGCUCACAUCUCUCCUGACCCUUGCUCAGAAGCCAAAACCACUGAAAGUUGCCGUUGUAUCUCUUGUAUAGCUGAAGAUGAUGAAAAAUCCACUGAACAUAUAACCUCACCUGGGGCUGGAUGUGAAACAGCAGACCAUGAGACAGGUGCAUUAGUUUCAGAUGAAAUCUCAGAUGAGAUCUCAGAUGAGAUAGAUGGAAAGGUCUUGCUUUAAGUCAUUUCCUGAGAUGUUGCCAGUACAACCAGAUGCAAUGAAGAAAAUAGAUGAGAGAUCAGGAAAAAAAAAAAAUGAAACUGACAGAUGGCAAUUUGCAAAGAGUUGAAUCAACAGUAAUUGUACGGAUCAGCCUGCCUGCCCAGGAUAAGGUAGAACUUGUUCCAAUCCUCAGCUAACUACAGGGAAAGCCACAGUGCCAAGAGGUUCUCUAAACUGACCCAUAGGGUGUUCUCUGGACCGAGAUGACAACACAGAAACUGACAUGUGCCACUUCUUUUGAAUGCCAUCUGGAGAAUAAAUUACUUUGUAAGCCACAUCAGAAAUCAUCUGUUUGUAAAUGCGGUAACAAAAACAAAAGUGAAAUCCAUCCAGGAAUGUGGAGGGUCUCAAUCAAAAACUAAAGAAAUCCAGAUGACAGAAUACUGCUUUUGGCAAUUUCAAAAGACAAAGCUGUCUAACUAUCAUCAUCUAUUUAUUUGCCUGUAUAUUUUUGUGGACUGAUUUCAUGUCUUUUUUUUUUUUAAUCCAGGGCUUAUUUUCUGAUUUUGGAAAAGCCAAAUUUAAAUCUUUUGGAAUUGUAUUUUAUUCCAAUCAUUGAAUGAUAAACUCCUCAAAGUUGAAUGUCUCUGACCAUUUAAGAGGAUGGAUGAAAUGCUAUUGUUGGUGUCUCAAAGUGCCAUAACCAAAAUGAAAAAUGUCCUCCUUUAAAUAUUUGACUUGAGUUGUUUAGAGGAAUUGUAAUCUUUUUUGGGUAAGGAAGGGACUCAACAUUCCACUUGAAAUUAAAAAAUGCAUUCACAAAAUAAACUGUGAAGACUUUGUCGUU
Messenger RNA from Antechinus flavipes (yellow-footed antechinus), 3408 nucleotides. RefSeq lists its product as uncharacterized. The transcript has 6 exons. The record is from RefSeq and is a predicted model, not a curated record. Bases 216 to 2579 code for a protein of 787 amino acids. NCBI's taxonomy places the organism in Eukaryota, Metazoa, Chordata, Mammalia, Dasyuromorphia, Dasyuridae. Gene Ontology annotation, molecular function: protein kinase A regulatory subunit binding. Gene Ontology annotation, cellular component: cytosol.